Molecule: messenger RNA, 3789 nt
Organism: Pogoniulus pusillus (Red-fronted tinkerbird)
Lineage: Eukaryota; Metazoa; Chordata; Aves; Piciformes; Lybiidae
Gene: TSPAN32
Product: tetraspanin 32
Exons: 9
Coding region: 909-1637 (242 amino acids)
Cellular component (GO): plasma membrane
Source: RefSeq, a predicted model, not a curated record
UUGUACUCCUUAUUGUUUUUUCGAUUAUGAAAUCCACAUAUAUUGUGCCCCAAAGAGAAAGCUUUGUGCCUUUGUGGCAUCAAAUUUAAGACAGAGGAAAGAGACACCGCAGAGAAUGUCUCCACCCCCAAAAGCAGCUCAGCAGCAGAGCAAGUUAUCAAUGGAGUGGGCACUGGAGGUAAGAAAAGCAUCCCAGGACAUGGGCAAACUGCCCAGGAUUAGGCAUUCUCCACGCGAAACAGAGGAAAGAUCUCCUUAAAGCCAGGUGCUUACAGUUACAGACCCUCUAUGAGAGGUUGGUAAGAUGGUGCAGGUGCCUGUUGUUAUGGCCGGAGACAAAAGGAGGCAGAGCACCUCCUAUAGACAGGCCAGGAGCAAUUCCAAGGGCUGUGACCUCUGAGGUGGUCCUGCAGUGAGAUGCGAGGCUCCUGCAUGCACAGAUCAGACCUCUGGGGAGCUGCGGAACGAAGUUCCUAUCUGUUCCCUUCAGAAAGCCCCCUUCAAUGACCCGGACCUUCAGGAAGGGUUUCUGAUGGCCUGUGGGGACCUCUAGUGUGAGAUGUGGCUUGGCGCAGGUCUUCCUUCGGUGGCAUGCGGUUAGGGCUGAGGAAAGAAACUGGGGUCUAGGGCGAAAAGGCAGUGUGGAUUUUGCCAUGUUCCUCGCUGCGAAGCAGGCUCCAGGUGAGCUCAUGGUCGUCAGAGCUGACAACGCCCCCCAAGAGCCUAGGCAGAAGGUGGCUGCUCUGAACAGGAUUUAAUGACCUGGCAGGAGGAGGUACUUCAGCACGUGGUGGGGACUACACUUCCCGAGAGGCUCCGCUGUGGCCAUGCCCCGCUGCGGGGGGAAACCCAGGCGUUAUCUAGAGCUGGAGGGACCAGCUGCCAGCUCUCUCUGAGGACAAGCAGCCAUGGGACUGAGGUGUGGGAUGAGGAGCACCAAGUGCCAGCUGCUGGUGACCAGCCUCUGUGUCAUGCUGCUGGGGUUGUCCAUUGCCACGCUGAGCACCGUCACCCAUUACGGCCUCCAUUUCACCCUCAUCAGUGACAUCUCUCUGGAGGACAACUCCUAUAGAGUCAUCCACCACACAGCUUUCUACUUGGGGAUCUGCCUGAGCAUGACCCUGAUCCUCGCUGCCCUGCUGAGCUCUGCUGCCACGGUGAGGGAAUCGCAGUGCCUCACUGCCAUGGGGUUUUUCUGCUUUGCUCUGGCCUUCUGUGGAUUGCUCCCAGCUGCCUGCUGGAGAUACACACACAGCAGCGAGGUGGAGGACAGCAUGAUGGAUGUGUACGAUCGUGUGUACGAGGAGGUGAGGAGGAACCCCUCCAGCUUCAGGAGGCACGACCUGACUGCCAUCCAUGAAGCAUUCCUGUGCUGUGGGAAGCACUCUCCAUUUGGGGACACAGCCAUCAUUGAGCAGAAGACAUGUCCUCCUGGCCAGGUGUGGGAUGCAGGACAGGACUGCCUGCGAGAGAUCCAGCACUUCCUGAAGAAGCACUUGGACUUCAUCUCCACGCUCCUGGGUGUCACCAUUGCCUUCAUGAUUUAUGGGAUGAUCCUCACUUCGUUCCUCUGGUUCUCCAUCCACUUCAGCAGCAACCUGGAGCGGAAAGGCAAAUAUGUCCUCAGAGAGAGGUAGAAAUCUGCUGCCCGAGCAUCCCAACCAGGCAGAGCCAGCUCUUGGUGCAAGAGGACAUCUUGAAGUCCCCCAGGAAGGCAUUGCAUGGGGGCAGGCAGUGGGAUGUGUCUUCUUCUGCGCUGCAAACUGCUGUGCUGUUCCCAAGCUGGUCAGAGCAGCUGAUGCCCUGCAGAGGAACUGUCCCACACCUUCACAGAAGAGAGACAAGGACUGAGACGUGCCUGUGGGCUCAGAGGUGCAGAUCUCUUCACCAGGAGAUGAAUGGGCUGUAGUUCCACAAACAGGACACCAAACAGCUCCUCAGGACAAGCACGAGAGCCCAGCAAAAAUCACAGCACGAAACCAAACUUCUCUUGUGCUGUUUUUGAGCAGUUCUCUGUGUCCCCCAGAGGUGCAGUAUUUAAGGAAAGAGGGUUUUGGAUCACAGCCCAGGACCAAUCUUGUGCUCUUUUGGCAAAUACAUGGACACAAAGUGUGUCACUGCUGAUGGGAAAUGUGCCUUCCCAGCCUGGACACUUGUAAUAGUUGACUUUGGCCUCGUUUCUGACCAUGCUGAAGUAUGUUGGCAUCCAACAACUGUGGACUGGUUUUCCCCUGUCCUCAAAUAUUGCUGGAUUUACAGAGCUUUCAGUGGAGAUCAGGAAAAAAUGAGAAAGCAGUGCAUGGGCUUUGAAACAAAUGCUCAGCAUAAGGCCAUACCCCUCUGUUAUUCCUCCCUGCUAAUGCAGUACAUCAUUAUUUUUUAAUUCCUAGGAUUUAGUCAACCUCCCAGAGCUUGAAGCCACACUGAUUUCACAGGCUUGUUCAGCUUCCAGCUGCAACACCGUGUUUAUCUAGCUUCACUAACCCACUGUGCUGUUGUGCAACACAAAAGGACUUUGAUAUUGCACAUACAGGCAGGACUGAAGCUGAAAUCUAUAAGAGGACAGUACUGAUCUUCAGCCAGGUCAAAAAAAGACUAUGUCCAACUGCACGUCCUCUUUACACCACCCUGUCAACAACAAGCAAACGUCUAAAAAGCCUUGCCCCACUGAAGACCUCAGCUCUCAGUCUACCUGAAAACGGCUCCCUGGUGUGCUUUGCCCUCAUUGCAAGGAGGCAGAGCCACUGCUGAGCUGAAAGCCAGCACUGCAGUGGAUUUAGUACCUGCUGGAAAAGCUGCUGUAAACUAUGUGGUCGAGGAAAGUGUCUGCGGAACCAACAGCAGCUUUCAUUUGCCUCCUUCAUUGUAGCAUUUAGUCAUGAGGUUGUUUGGCCUGGAGAAAAGGAGGCUUGGGGGAGACCUCGCUCUCUACAACUCCCUGGAAAGGAGGUCACAGUGAGGUGGGUGUUGGUCUCUUCUCCUUAGCGACAAGAGGAAAUGGCCCCAGGUUGUGCCAGGGGAGGUUUAGCUUGGACAUUAGGGAACAUUUCUUCCCUGAAGGGUUGUCAAGCCAAGGUACAAGCUGGAGUUGCCAUCCCUGGAAGGAUUGAAAAGCCAUGUAGAAGUGGGAUGAGGGACAUAGUUUGCUGGUGACAUGGCAGUUCUAGGUCUGGAGUUGGACUUGGUGAUCUUAAAGUUCUUUUCCAACCAAAACAAUUCUGUCAUUUUCUGGAAACCACUAAGUAGCAACUAUUGAUGGAGAUAAAUGUGGAAGUCCCCAUACUGAUGUUCAGGACAUGUCCUGGCCCUCAGGCAGGGGUUGCUACAUGUAUGAGAACAGCAGUCCAGCCUGCAGCACCUGGUUGGCAUUUGAACAUGCCUGCAGCUAUCUUGCACUGGAAAGAAUUGUGUUGAGAGAGUGGGAAAGGGAAGGGCUCUCACUCCUCAUCCUCCUCCCUUGGAACCAGAAAAGCUUCACCAUUGGCUUCAUUGGAAGAAGGAUGAAGAUCAGACUGCUCCAGAGUGUUACCCAAGCUAUCUCCUGGCAGUCACCAACACACUUUGGUGUAGCAGGGAUUUAGUAAUGAUGUGCAUGACCCACUUCCAGCAGCUGGGAAAGAUUCACUUAGAUGUAUAUGUCUGCUUUUAGGUAUAUCACUCCCUGGAGAGAGACAAUCUCUCUUGUGAGCUCCAGCUGCUAUUGUCCAGGCCACUGCUAUUGUUAUCCCUCCGGCCAGCUGGCAGCUCGUGUGACUCAUGGUUGCUCUCAAUAAAGAUGAAUUUCUUGCA